UACGGUUGCCUCGUGUCUCUAAGAUCCGAUUGUCGCAGACCUAUAGACAGACCCUAUCCUAUCAGCUGUUAUUGACUGGUGGCGAUAUUGUGCUAUGUACAUAAGAUCAUGACCGUUAACAGUAAUUGUGUCCUCAGCUGGUAUCUUAUAGGCUCCCACUGGCAGAACGACCUAGUUUGACCCCAAAUGAAGACACCUUUCAAGAACGGCGAUAAUGAUCGAUGCACGGCACUGCUAAGUGGGACGAUAGCAGCGAUUGAUACUGCGAAGGCUGUCGUGCCCAGUGUCAUCGUGCAAAGCAUUCUUUCUACAGUUUCGAACAUUUUGGCUAUCAUAAGAAAUACCCUGCAGAAUGAGGACAAUUUCCGUGGAUUGAUGCAACAUUGCCAAAUGAUUUAUGAUGUUGUCGUAAAGACCACGGAAGGUCAGACUGAUAGUGACUCAAACAGUGAACUCAAUGAUAUCAUUAUCAAUCUUGAAAGCUGUGUCCAAAGCAUUUAUAAUGAAGUUGUGUCUGCGAGUAAGCGCAACGUCGCUCAGAGAGCCCUUUCCGCGCUGUCCGACAAAAACAAAAUAACAUCUUGGGUGCAGGAAUUGGACAGGCGCGUGUUGCUAAUUAACACGCACCUGAGCAUAAUAACGCAGCGCAGAGUAGAUCAACAGAUCAGACAGAUGAAUAGACUGGGCAUAUCCACCGCAUAUGAAGACUGGCGCGUCGUCCUCCCGAGUCUACCUUCCCCUUUCUUUGGUAGAGAUCAUCUCAUUGCCCAUGUUAUGGAACUACUUCUCAAUCGGCAUCAUGUCACACUUUUUGGCCCAGGAGGUAUCGGCAAGACCUCCCUCGCAAAAGCUACCAUCCACGACUCAGUCAUAGCUGAGAGGUUUCAAGGCCGUCGUUACUUUGUAUCAUUCGAUGAACUCGAUGCCUCUCGGAUAUCUACAGGAAUAGUCAAGGAGCGGAUUUGCAGAGCCGCCGGGUUGGACUGGCGCCUCAGUGAACGGUGGGAAGAAGUGACGGAAUUUCUAACAGGCGCAGAUACAUUCCUGGUCAUCGACCAUGCAGACGCUCUUACUGCAAAUCGAAACGCAGGCUCCGUGGCCCGUAUCAUUCACGACCUCGCAUCAUCAUCCUCUGUGGUCCUCUUGUUGACGACCCGAAAUAAACACACUGCACCUUACUCUACCGCUGUGAACGUUUCAACAUUAGAACACAAGUAUGCGAGGAAGGCCUUCGAGUGCGUAUGCCAGCAACACAUUUCUACGGCAAUAAUCGAAGAAUUAUUGGACGGUGUCGACAAUCAUCCGUUAUCAGUCAAUAUCAUUGCUCGUCAGGCGGCUCAACAUGAAUGGACUGGGGCAGAACUACUCUCCGCAUGGAAAAAAAACCCAGUAGCGCUACUGGAGAACGGCGAAGGAACAUCUCACAGCCUCCGUGCCACAAUCGAACUCUCUUUGAAUGCUCCGUCUGUGAUCGCCCUUGGCGAUGAUGCUCGAAAGCUUCUCGAGAUCAUCGCCUUUUUCCCGCAGGGCCUCGACGCUAACAGGGUGAAAGCUCUUUAUCCUUCUGCGACCACGGACGCGGAUGCGCUCUGCGUGCAUUCAAUCACUCAUUACGAGGGAAAUUGUUUCACCAUGUUGACGCCCGUGCGACUGUACUUGAGCCACAAAGUGCCAAACCCUGAUGCAGGGUUUCUGGUUACGAUCAGGAACAUGUACUACGGAGAGCUCUCUGGUCCCAUAGAACGAUGUCAAGCUCUUGUUGAGGUCGAAGAUGUCAAUGUCGAACACCUUAUUGCCUUCGACUUCAACAGGGCCAUCAAUUUAGACGACAGCUGCCGUGCUUGCCGAUUAUUCAUAAAAUACCUCGCAACAUACAAACCACGAGAAACCGUUCUCACGACGAUGCUUGAAGAACUUCCAGUGAGGUCCUCGGGGAUCCUUGCCAGAGUUACUAGUAGUCGGCCUGUGAGGUCAAAGGCAGUUUCGCUCCACGAAAAGACCCUGCUUAUGAAGUCCGCUAAGACGCUCGCAUUGUUUAUAGAACGCAGCAAGUUGACUUCUACCUUUCUGAGGACACUUUUUGUUCGGCGGGCCCACCAAUAAUCAGCGUACAUCAAUGCAUCCUAGAUGUUUACGCCAAUUGCA
Suillus bovinus is the source of this 2145-nucleotide messenger RNA. RefSeq names its product P-loop containing nucleoside triphosphate hydrolase protein. The record is from RefSeq and is a predicted model, not a curated record. The transcript has 6 exons. Gene Ontology annotation, biological process: cell surface receptor signaling pathway. NCBI's taxonomy places the organism in Eukaryota, Fungi, Basidiomycota, Agaricomycetes, Boletales, Suillaceae. The coding region runs from base 187 to 2103 and encodes 638 amino acids.